Messenger RNA from Girardinichthys multiradiatus, 1184 nucleotides. RefSeq names its product 3-hydroxybutyrate dehydrogenase, type 2 (gene bdh2). Gene Ontology annotation, biological process: siderophore biosynthetic process. Gene Ontology annotation, cellular component: cytoplasm. Gene Ontology annotation, molecular function: 3-hydroxybutyrate dehydrogenase activity. The coding region runs from base 85 to 822 and encodes 245 amino acids. The record is from RefSeq and is a predicted model, not a curated record. NCBI's taxonomy places the organism in Eukaryota, Metazoa, Chordata, Actinopteri, Cyprinodontiformes, Goodeidae. The transcript has 10 exons.
CAACCAAUCACUGCGUAAGAUGGAAGUCACGUGUGGCUUCCCUUACUUCAGCCGUGUCUUAGCCGAAAAUACGACGUGAAAACUAUGGGCCGUCUGGAUGGGAAAGUGAUUGUACUGUCUGCUGCCGCACAGGGGAUUGGACGUGCUGCAGCAAUAGCAUUUGCAAAGGAGGGAGCUCAGGUCAUAGCGACGGACAUAAAUGGAGAGAAGCUGAAUGAGCUGGAAGCCUUUGAAGGAAUCAGGACUAAAGUGGUGGAUGUGACUAAGAAGGACCAAGUGGAAGCCCUGGCGAAGGAACAUGAUCACGUCGAUGUGCUGUUUAAUGUUGCAGGGUUUGUGCACCACGGCACCAUCUUGGACUGCGAAGAAGCUGAGUGGGACUUCACCAUGAACGUGAAUGUGCGGAGCAUGUAUCUCAUGUGCAAGGCUUUCCUGCCUAAGAUGUUGGAAAAAAAGUCUGGGAACAUUAUUAACAUGGCUUCUGUUGCUUCAAGCAUAAAAGGUGUUGUUAACCGCUGCGUCUACAGUACCUCCAAAGCUGCUGUGAUUGGCCUUACCAAAUCCAUAGCUGCAGAUUACAUUGAGAAAGGCAUUCGCUGCAACUGCGUUUGUCCGGGAACUGUUGAUACGCCAUCCUUAAGGGCUAGGAUCCAGGCCCAGCCUGACCCAGAACAAGCUUACAAGGAUUUUAUGGCCCGACAGAAAACAGGCAGAAUGUGCACUGCUGAAGAGGUGGCGCACCUCUGCGUAUACCUGGCCUCAGAUGAGUCAGCCUAUGUCACUGGAACGGAACAAAUCAUCGAUGGAGGAUGGAGGCUGUGAAGAACUUGUGAUAUUGUCAUUAUAAUAAUCCAGUAAAUUAAGGAAAGCUUAAAAUUAAGUCUUGAUUAUUAGAAAGAUUAUUUUUAUUGUUCAUGCUUUUUCCCUUCUUUCUCUGUUAAACCAGCAUUGCAAAUGUAACAUCAUGUCAAAAGAUAACAAAUGCAAUGUGCUUUGCAAACUCAUGCUCAUGCAGUACUCAUGCUUCUUAAAGUUGUUUUUUUUCCUUUUUGAGGCUUUUCAAUUGCAGAGUCCAAUAAAUCUUAUGUGACAGAUCAACACAAAGUAGUUCAUAAUUGUGUAAUAGAAUAAGGAUACACGGUUUCCAGACUUUUUUUGUUUUACAAAUAAAAAUCUGAAAAUGU